Molecule: messenger RNA, 435 nt
Organism: Aspergillus luchuensis
Lineage: Eukaryota; Fungi; Ascomycota; Eurotiomycetes; Eurotiales; Aspergillaceae
Exons: 1
Coding region: 1-435 (144 amino acids)
Source: RefSeq, a predicted model, not a curated record
AUGAACUCCCGUACGCCUUCUCGGACAGACUCGGUCACUGUCUCUACCUCGAGCCCGGGGUCGAUUGCCGGGCAAAGUCGUUAUAUACAGAUGCUGUUGGAAGUGGACCAUAUGCCGUGGAUCUACAACAUCAUUGCCAGCGUCGCACACUGGGUGCUCCUUGCAGGAUAUCUAGUGAUUCCUGGAACAUUUACCUCCUUGCAGACGUCGGAAAAACUCAAGCAGGCUCUAGUUGACAACGGUGCUAACAAGGCCGUGUUGAACAAGAUUCAGAACCCGCCCCUCCUCGCGAUUGCCUGUGUGUUCUUCGCGAUAGGGACUAUGCUUCUGAUAUGGCUUUGCUGGAAAUGGCGCAGCAAUUACAUUUGGCUCGUCGGUCGGGUAUUUAUGUACGCAUACCCAGCUAUGUAUCUGUACACCGAUUGUUCCGUAUGA